Messenger RNA from Condylura cristata (star-nosed mole), 1422 nucleotides. RefSeq names its product family with sequence similarity 81, member B (gene FAM81B). NCBI's taxonomy places the organism in Eukaryota, Metazoa, Chordata, Mammalia, Eulipotyphla, Talpidae. The transcript has 9 exons. The record is from RefSeq and is a predicted model, not a curated record. Bases 231 to 1313 code for a protein of 360 amino acids.
ACCCGGAGCAGACACUUGGAGCAGAGACUUGUGAAGACCCUGCGCUGUGUCCCAGCCUUGGAUUAGUGCCAGGGACUGGGGACAUGGAAGGAGACACUUGAAACAGAUGUGGGUGAGAGACCCAUGGGAGUGGAUACCAGGACUUAUUUAGAGCAGAUAGGUUUGGGGGUUCUGGGGUGUCCCUCACCCUGGCCUAUCACAAAACAGGGGAGUGAAGAGCACAAGGAGUUAUGGUGAUGGAUCACAGGGGCCAGACUUUUCUUCCUGUUAUUCCAAAUACCCAGCGAAGUCAGCUAGAAGACAGACUGAACAACCAGGAGCGCACCAUCGCUUUUCUGCUUGAGCAAGCCUUCCGCAUUAAGGAGGACAUCUCCGCUUGUCUUCAGGGGGCUCAUGGCUUUCGAAAGGAGGAGUCACUUGCCAGGAAGCUGCUGGAAAGCCACAUCCAGACGAUCACCAGUAUCGUCAAGAAGCUCAGCCAAAACAUUGAGAUUUUAGAAGACCAAAUUAGAGUUCGAGACCAGGUGGCCACGGGAACUAACUACGCAGUACAGGAACUAAACACCAAACACUCUCAAGGAGUUGGAGACCUACGGGGAAGAGUAGCCAGAUGUGAUUCCAGCAUUGUGAAGCUUUCUGGAGACAUUUAUUUCAUCAGGCAUGAGCAUCGGCGAGUUGAAAAAACAAUUCAAGAGCUCUUGUCUGCCCUAGAAACUGUUUCUAAGAACUUGGAUAUGAAGGUAACGCAGCUCUUAGGAAAGAUAGAGGCUUCCAGUUCUGAGCAAGCCUCAAAUAUAAAGAUGGUCCAGGGAGAUUAUCGCCAUGAAAUAAACCUUUUGGAAUUCAAAUUUAAUUCACUUUCAAAUAAUCUGUGUGAGGAAGCUGAAAACCUUCAAAAAUGGACAGAAAAUCGCUUCAUCAAAUAUGAAAAAGACCACCUCGACCAUAUAAAUCAGUGUCUGAAACUCCUUCAGGAGAAGCUGGAAAAAUCUGAAAAUAAAAUGGAAGAAAAAUUACAGAAACUAUCAAGCAAAUUAGAGAAUUUCAUAAAUAUACAGAAACAGGAAGCAGAACUAAAUAAAGCAAAGCACAUAGAAAACAAACUGUCCAAAAAGAUGAACCAACUGGAAAACCUCAUCUGGGGUGAAUUAGAGAAAAUGCAGAAUGAAUAUCAAUCAGGAUUCAAAUCGAUUCAUGACUCCCUCAACUCCCUCCAACAAAUUCAGAAAACAAAGAUGGACUUAGAGAAACAUAAAGUACAGAAAAACCUAAAGAAAUUACAGCGUAAAAUAGUGGAACUCCAGGAAGUAUGAAACUUUUCGGUCAUCAUUUUCACCAGCCAAAACAGUGGUCUCUUGAUAAAAACUGGGAAGAAGUUCCUAUCUCUGGCGUGUUUACUGUUUCUGUCUCUUUAUUUCUUAC